Messenger RNA from Apis dorsata (giant honeybee), 1307 nucleotides. Its product is annotated as IQ and ubiquitin-like domain-containing protein. Gene Ontology annotation, cellular component: acrosomal vesicle; motile cilium. The transcript has a single exon. Gene Ontology annotation, biological process: cilium assembly. Lineage: Eukaryota; Metazoa; Arthropoda; Insecta; Hymenoptera; Apidae. The coding region runs from base 33 to 1211 and encodes 392 amino acids. The record is from RefSeq and is a predicted model, not a curated record.
UCCGCAGAGAUUACCGCGCUCGGCAAACCGCGAUGAUCUCGUCGGGCGGCCGCGUUUCACCCCUCGCUGAGGACGCGAACGAGUUGGAGCCGAGGCACCACUAUCGCAGCCAAGAUUUCGUGAUACUAAACCGCGUGCCGCCGAGUACGAGGGCUGACUUCGAGCUGCUGUACAAUCUGCUCGAUCGUUGGCGCAUCGACGAGACGAGGAGGGCGAGCGAGCAUCUGUACAAGUCGGCCAGGAUCGCCUACGGUGGUCUGAUCCUGUCCAAGGAGGUGGAGUUGCUGCGGGCCAUAGACUCGAUGAAAACUAAGGUGAAGUCGGAGAGGAGGGAGAAAUCUUACAGAAAGUUUCUCGACGAGAUGUGCGCGCCCGUCGUUUGGAAAAAUGGCCGAGGGGAAACGAUUUCCGUGGACACUAUCCUCGCGCAGAAGGCGAGACGCUUUCGGGACACGUUCGAACGCUUGUCGAGGAAGAACUCGAACGUCGACGAACGAUUGAACGCGGUGACCGAGUUGAGGAAGGAUGUGGAGACUCACACGUGCAAGGAAUCGGACGAGUUGAUGCGUUUGUUGGACCAGGAGAUAUAUUUUCUCACUCGCGGAGUGAAGGGGAGCAAGUUGAAUUGGUUGAGGAGCGCCCUUGACAUGGCUUUUUUGAGGUUGGCCAGGGAGUGUCUGAGGAAGGAGCAGGAGGGUUCGAUGCGAGGUUGGUUCCAAUCUGGUUGCAGAACCACGUGCAGAAGUUGCGGCAGACUGGUGACCGUGGAAAAAUUUCAGAGACAACGUUCCUUUUCGUGCGAGUACUGUUUGCACGCGAGGGCACGAACCGACCCACGACUCGUGUACCAACCUUAUCGGAGAUUGCUUCGAGAUAUCAGACGGCACGAAAUUAAAAUGCGCUGUUACGGGAGCCUUGCCUUCGCUAUCGAUGCGAAGAUCGUUUACCAUUUAGUGAACGAGAUCUGGCACGGGAGAUCGGCGAUUUCCGGGAACGAUUGUUUGGAAGAGUUGAAAUUGGUUAGAUUUAGGAAGGGCGAGGAGUGGACACCGUGGAAUUCUCUUUUGCUAACUGCCAGGGAAGCCUCGUUGCAUCGAACGGUCGACGAUCUCGAGAAGUUUUACGGGGCGAUGAUACUGCAAAAGUUUCACACGAAGAAUCUUCAGGCUAAACUUCGAUUCGAGUCCGUGACUGAAUUCAAGAGUCUUUGAGGGGGCAAACGGUGUUAUUAAAGUUAUUCCUUUUAUCGUUGUCCCUCGACAAGUUAAUUAAUUGACGGAUCGUCUUUUUAAAAUAAAAACAGAGAA